This is a messenger RNA of Linnemannia hyalina, 3096 nucleotides long. NCBI's taxonomy places the organism in Eukaryota, Fungi, Mortierellomycota, Mortierellomycetes, Mortierellales, Mortierellaceae. The record is from the annotation of a GenBank genome assembly.
AUGGAUGACCUGCUGGGCCUCUCCUGGGAGCAAAAGGGCUCUGCCAACAACAAUAACAACCGUCAAGGUGCUAACGGUGCUGGCAUGGCCUCUGGAAAAGUCAAGCCCGUGCCCCCUCCUCCGACCUCCAAGCCAGCACACCUGCAGAUGGGCCUCUCCAAGGUCGGACUCGUCCCCACACCGGCCUCAUCUAACUCUCUCCCUGCACCACAGCCUUACCGUAAUAACACUACCGGCAUCUCCUCCUCGCCCGCAUCAUCGCAAAAGAAGAACGCCGACGACGUCUUUGGCUCGCUCAUGUCCUCCUUUGGUCAGAACACUUCUUCAGGAGCCGCCAAGAGUCUUAACGCCAUGUCGCUGGACGAGAGACGUCGGCACGACCAGCAGCAACAAUCUAACUCCUGGGGAUCACAGAGCAGUUCUCCCACACCUGCUUCCUCUGCCUCACCGUUUGGCUCUUCCAGCUUCAAUUCUUCUUCCUCUCCUGGCUUUUCGCAGCCUUCUCGAUCAGCGUUCAGCCCAGCUAUGAACACUUCAUCAUCAACCAUACCAAGAGGAUAUGAUCCAGGAAACAUUGCAGGACUCCAACGACCAAUUGCCACAUCGUCUCCCCAGCCUGUACCAGGAUUUGCGUCACCAAUCCCAAAGUUCCCGCAGUCUCAACCACUGUCAUCACAGCAGCAGCAACAGUUCAAUCUCUCUCGCAAUCAGAGCCCGGCAGGAGGAUACCUUGCAUCUCCAGGAGUUCUCGGCCGAUCACUCUCGCCUGCGAUGACACCGUUGCAGCCAGAACGAUCAAACAACUCGUCUCCAUCAACAAUGGCCUCAACACCUACGUCGAAGGAUCCCUUUGGUGCUCUCCUUGGUGAUCAGGUCUCGCGGAAUAGCCCCUCCAUGAAGAACCAGUCUUUGAACUCCAUCCGGAAUAAUACCCCUCCUCUUGGACAGCCAUCCGCUACCAAGGUGGCUGAUCCAUGGGAUCUAGACUUUUUGGCCAGUGCCACUGUCGCCAAACCUGCCCAGACACCUGUCUCCAGCAACGACGUCUUCGACUUGGGAUCCUUUGAAUCAGCACCUCCAGAAAACUCAUCUCGUCAGCGUGACUCUGUGGAUGCCCUCAACUCUUUUAUCGGGAAGCAACCAUCACCAGCAGGAUCGCCAUCUCAACGAACCAGUCCUCCAACGUCAAGGACACCAGCAGCCAAACCUCCUCGAUCUGCGACAACAACGUCAAAGCCAGCGAGCAGGGAGGAUGCCGACAUUGCGCAGAUCGUCAGUAUGGGCUUCUCGGCUGAACGCGCUAGGCUGGCCCUCGCAAUGACUGAGAACGGACGAGAUAUCGAGGCCGCCAUCGAAUACUUGGUUCAAAACGACGAGGCAGAGGACCAGAUGCCCUCCAGAAGACGUAACCAGGGCGCAAGGGAACGAGGGCAGGAAGAGAGACGACCUUACCGUGACGACAGCGAUCCCGCACUGGAGGACCGGCGGAGAAGGAACCAAGGCAGAGGACAAACGCAACAACAGCAGGAACUGUCGAGAGCACAACAGCUGCAACAGCAAAAGGACAAGCUUGUGGGGACGGCAUCUGUCUUUGGAAUGUCUGUACUGUCCAAGGCCAACGAAUUCUACAAGCAGGGCCGUGACAAGGUUCAGUCGGUGAUGGAGGAUAUGACGACAGAAGAACCAAAAUCGACCGCCGCCCGCCGCCACCAGUGGGUCGAGGAUGAGUUCAAGUCCAGCCGUAGCCAAUACAAGGAUUCAGAUUCGGAGGAGGACGAGGUGUACCGAGGUCGACGGGAACAGCAGCGUCAACAGGAGCAGCGCCAACAGCAGCAGCAGCAGCAGCAGUCUUCACGACCACGUCAGGAAAAGGAGGCUUUCGAGGAUACAUACGUUUCGUCGUCUCGACGAGGAGGUGCUACCGCAUCAAGGAACCAGCAGCCUUUGUUCUCCAUGGACGACUCGCCCAACAAGCAAAAGUCAAACAUGUCAACACCUAAAUUCUCGUCUAGCUCAAAGUCUUCGACACCUUCCAACGCUUCUCGGGCAGCCAAGGCUCCUUCGCCACUCCCACCCAAGCCCGCUCGCCCACCCCGUACUCUAGUCCAGGCGAGUAGUCAGCAACUAGCAGAGUCGAACCAUCACAAGGAGAAAGGAAACGAGGUCUUCAAGCUGGGUCAGUUUGGUCAAGCAGCGGAAUUUUACGCACGGGCUGGCCAGUCCCUUCCAUCGGGUCACAUCCUUCUGAUCGUGACCCAGAACAACCGUGCAGCUGCUUUGUUGAAGAUUGGCGAGUAUCGCGAGACAGUGUCUGUAUGCGACAAAACUGUCUUGCAAGUGCAGGGACCUGAUGGACAAGGUGUGCAGGAUAUAUUGCCUGAGAGCGCUGGCGUCAACCUCAAGGAUCAGAUGGGCAAGGCUUUGAUGCGCCGUGCAACUGCGUACGAGAACCUCGAAAAGUACAAAGAGGCCAGGGAUGACUGGGCCAAAUUGAAGGAGAUGGAUCCAGGACACCGAAACGCUACUGAAGGACAACGUCGUUGUGAAAAGGCAAUUGCUAUGGUCAAUGGUGGUGGAGCCAAUGGUUUCGCUCAACCAAUCGCCAGGAAACCCGCUGUCUCGGCUGCUCGUCAGGGUGGCAUGUCGGUGUCAUCGCCCAUGCAGGAUAUGUUUUCUUCUCAACAACGGACCAAUAACGACGCCAAGGUGAAGGCCGAGUUGGCGCGAUCGGAAGGAGUGGGCAAGUUGCGACAGAACGCAGCCCAGCAGGAGAGAGACGAGGACGAGAAGCUGAGACUGACAGAUCAGGUGGAGAUGAAGAUGACAAUGUGGAAAGCGGGUAAGGAGGACAAUAUCCGUGCGCUGAUUUCAUCUCUUGGAUCGGUGCUAUGGGAAGGAGUAGGCUGGAAGCCCGUUGGUCUGCACGAGCUGGUUACCCCCUCGCAGGUCAAGAUCAAGUAUAUGCGCGCUAUCGGCAAGAUGCACCCCGAUAAGUUGAGUGGGUCGACGACGAUAGAGCAGAGGAUGAUGGCCAAUACCAUUUUCAGCACUCUCAACUCUGCCUGGGACGCGUUCAAGGUGCAGAACAACAUGUAA